GUGAGUCAUAGGCAUCUUUGUGACAUCAUAGCCACCCCCUCCUUUAGCACCUCCCCUACCCCGAUGAAACUAAAGGAGCAACACCAAGAGAGGAAUGAACAUCUAAAGCUGGGGCCCUCUCGCCAUGGAACUUGAUCAAGAUCAGAAAGUGGAAACACCAGAAGCAGCAGAAAACGGAAAGGAUGAAAUGCAACUGGAGGAACAAACCCAAGAUGAAGACACAACUGAAACUGAAACUGAAACUGAAACUGAAACUGAAGCCGAAGCUGAAGGGGCAGAUGGAACCAUACUUGAGAGGACUGAGUCGGUAAAAGCGAAACUCGUCCCCCAGGCAGAGAAGCAAAUCCAAGAUGAGAAAACUGGAAUUAAAGAGGCAGAUAGAGCCAUACAGGAGCAAACCCAAGAUGAUGAAACUGAAGCUGAAGGGGCAGAUGGAGCCAUACUUAAGAGGAGUGAGUCGGUAAAAGUGAAACUCAUCCCCCAGGCAGAGAAGCAAAUCCAAGAUGAGAAAACUGGAAUUAAAGAGGCAGAUAGAGCCAUACAGGAGCUGCCUGCUAACGCAGAGUUGGCCGGCGUGAAGAUCCAGGCCUGGUGGCGAGGUACGCUGGUACGCCGAACCCUGCUGCUUGCAAUCCUCAGCGCUUGGACCAUUCAGUCCUGGUGGAAGGAGACAAAGAGCAGGUUGCAGGGGAGGAAGUUGCAUGACGUGAUGCGCUGCAGACUGAGAAACCUAAACCUGAAGUCCAUCAGCAGAAGAAAACGACCCAACCAAAGAGGAGGCCUCUGUGGCUCAGAAGAUGAGCAGCUAUGGGCAUAGCCAUGGACGAGACACAGGUAGAGACAACAAAACUCUACCCAGCUCUCAUGUAUCUCCAUCCUGACCUAUGAGCAUCCUGUCCUUUGCUUGGUUAGCUCCUUCCUUUAAAACAACCCAAGGACUCAAAGAUAAAAAGGACCCGAGCAGCCAAGAAGAUCCAGGCCUUGUGGCGUGGAUUCCUGGUAAGGCAAACUCUGCUGGCUGCAGCCCUCCGCGUCUGGGUGAUUCAGUGUUGGUGGAGGAGCGUCCUCCACAGGCAGGUACUUAAACGACGGCUGUCCCUGCUGAGGGUGUACGUCAUCGAGGAAGAGGCAGCCGUCAGGCUCCAGGCCUGGGUUCGCAUGUGGAAUUGCCGUCGAUACUUCAAUCAAGUAUGCAAAACACUUUGUGUCAUCCCAUCUGUCGAAAACAGCCUUACCUUCAAGAAUGAUGACAUUUUACAGGGUCAAUAUGAAGUUGUUUCCAGGCAACCAGAGUUCCACAUUGAAAUCUUAUCCAUCUAAAGGCCCACAGCACAAAGAGUUGGCUCCAAUGCCUAAAUAAACACCUGAACUAAUA
Rattus norvegicus (Norway rat) is the source of this 1375-nucleotide messenger RNA. RefSeq names its product IQ motif containing F3 (gene Iqcf3). NCBI's taxonomy places the organism in Eukaryota, Metazoa, Chordata, Mammalia, Rodentia, Muridae. The record is from RefSeq and is a predicted model, not a curated record.